This is a messenger RNA of Penaeus vannamei (Pacific white shrimp), 789 nucleotides long. The record is from RefSeq and is a predicted model, not a curated record. NCBI's taxonomy places the organism in Eukaryota, Metazoa, Arthropoda, Malacostraca, Decapoda, Penaeidae.
GAAGGAGGAGAAGAAGAGGACGGAGAAAGAAGCAAAGAUGGGAGAGGUUGAGGAAGAGGGAAAUGAGAGACAGGAGGAGAAAGGUGGAGCAGGAGGAGGCACUAAAGUGAAGGAAAAGGAAAUUAUAACAAUUAAGCCAAAGGAGGCCAGUUCCCCCGCAAAGAGAGACAAAGAGAGGAAGAGAGAAUCACCCACUAAACACAAUCAAAAGGAAAGGAGAAGUGGAGAAGGAGGGAGGACAGAAGGAAGAAGUUAGAUCAGAGGAGAAAACCAGGAAAAGGAGAGAAAAGGACCCGAGAGCAGAAAGGAGAAUACGCAAUAAGGACCGACCAACCAUGGCCCUCUACCGCCCUGGCCAGACCAGGCUGAGCGCAAACAGGGCCAAGCAGGACCGCACGGAGGCCGAUGACACCUCCUCCUCCAGCCCCAGUCCGUCAUGCAGCAGGGGAGGAGAGACAAACAAGAAACCCACGGAGUCCAGGAAGGAUGAAGCCCUCGGCGGCGGCAACCCCUGCACUCCCCCCAAGAGCCCAGAUGGCAGCCAGAGCGAAAACACAACGAAAGAAGAAGCUCUGGGAGGGGACAAGGAGGGUGCUGGUUGGAUGGGGAGCGGCAAGACGGAAGACCAGUCUUCAGAGAUCAAGAGGGAGACCACAGAUGACAUCAAAGUCAGGGACGGGGCUGAGGAUAUGGAGAUGCAGGAUGGAAGGGCAGAGGCAAACAAGGAGGGCAAGAAGUACCCUGGGGUGAAAAGCAUGACCUUCCGGAGGAGUGUUAGCCGAGAGUGAA